Lolium perenne is the source of this 780-nucleotide messenger RNA. Its product is annotated as protein GLUTAMINE DUMPER 4-like. Gene Ontology annotation, biological process: regulation of amino acid export. NCBI's taxonomy places the organism in Eukaryota, Viridiplantae, Streptophyta, Magnoliopsida, Poales, Poaceae. The record is from RefSeq and is a predicted model, not a curated record.
CUUGCCAUUUCCCCUGCUGCAAGUCAUCAUCGUCAUCAUAAUCUUUCUCUCUCACACAUAUACACUUGCUAGUUGCUGCAGAUAGACUUGGUGACAAUCCACCAAAGAUCAAAUAUCACUUGACGUUCGAAGCCAUGAGGUCGAUAGCUGCGCCGGCGGCGACUCCUACAGCCGCUGUCUCGCCCUGGCACUCACCGGUCCCGUACCUGAUCGGCGGGCUUGCCGCUAUGAUUGGGCUUAUCGCCCUCGCGCUUCUUAUCCUCGCCUGCUCCUACUGGAAGCUCAACAACAUUCUAGGCACCGGCAGCACCUCCUCCUCCUCCGGCGCAGGUGCCACCGACGGCGCCGGUUCCAAAUCACCGGCGGGCACUGCAGCGGCGUCUCCGUCCAUGCUCACGGACCUCGUCGCCGUCGUUAUGGCCGGGGAGACGGUGCCCACUUUCUUGGCCGCGCCGAUCGUCCGGCGAGCUGGUGACGACGCUGCGGACGGAGAGGGCUCGCUGGACACGGAGGAUGAGAAGAACCGUGGCAAUUCGGGGGUGGUACGAUCACGACAGCUGGUGGUAACUGACUGAUUUGUGAGAGGCUAGCCGAGCUAGCAAACUAGAUACAGGUGUGAAAUGCGAGCUGAUACGACAAGAGAGACGAUGUUCUAGGGAGUUUUGUGAGUAGUGUUUAAUCUCUGUUUUUUCUGUUUAAUUUCUUUUUCUUCAGCACUUUCGAUAUUGUAAACUCCGCUACAAAAGAUUGUCAAAUUAGUUUUUCGAUUUUCUUUAUGUA